Catharus ustulatus (Swainson's thrush) is the source of this 4221-nucleotide messenger RNA. Its product is annotated as gap junction gamma-1 protein-like. Gene Ontology annotation, cellular component: connexin complex. The transcript has 2 exons. NCBI's taxonomy places the organism in Eukaryota, Metazoa, Chordata, Aves, Passeriformes, Turdidae. Gene Ontology annotation, biological process: cell communication. The record is from RefSeq and is a predicted model, not a curated record. Bases 2122 to 3300 code for a protein of 392 amino acids.
CCCAGGCGUGGGCUGGGGCCGCGGGCAGAAGGGAUCAGAGGCUGGAAGUCUCGGACAUGCGGGGGCAACUGGGCUGGAGGCCCUCGGGGCGCUGGAGUCGGUUCCCCUGGGGGUCCUGAGGAGGCUGGGGUUCAGGGCUGGGUCCCCAGGGUGGCAGGGGUCAGUGGGACGGCGGUCCCGAAGGGGCAGGGGCCCGUGAGCCCCGGGGUGGGAUGCCUGCUGCUGUGCCCCUGGGCAGGGGAAACUGGGCGUCUCCGGCAGGGCACAGGGGACUGGGAGCCCCACGCAGGGGGACUGGGGUCGGUAGGAAUGAGCGGCAGGUGUAGGGCCUAGCCAAGGUGUAUCGUGCUAGUCCUGAUGCCCAGCGUGGCUCGAGGCCCUGGGUGGCUGUGCUGCUUCGAAAACUGGCCUCUGGUCACCUGCCCCAGCUAGGGGACAGGUGCUGUCCUGGCAUGGCCAUGCCCACUGCUGCUGCCAUCCCACGUGUUCAUCCAUUCCCAUGCCACGCUUCAUGGCUGCCACGGCAAUGCCAACCUAUGUUUUUGCUUUUUUUGGGCUUGGUAUGUGGCGUGGUUUAACAUAGCUUGGGCUUUAGUUCCUGGAACUGCCCUCCUGCCUGAUCCUCUCACCUUUUUCUUCAGCCAGGGUGGUGUGCUGCUAGAGACUAGGAUAAAGUCAGACACAAAGCAUCCACCUUCCAGACAGGUGGUGGGGGAGCAGGGCUCACGCCUGGGAGACAGGGCAGCAGUGAAACCUUGCAGGGUGUAUGACCACAGGCAGAUGGUGGCCCUGAUGGGCUGAAUUUGGGUCCGUAGUGCCAGUCUGUGUCACUUCCUGCAGCAAGAGCAUGUCCCCAGCAUGGAUGCUUGUGCUGGAGGGACUCUUAGGUGAGGUUGGUCAGGAAACUGGGUGAGCUUAGUGUAAAAGAUCUCUUUUUCUGGACAAUAGUGGAAUCAGUGCAGCAUCAAUCGUCAUCUGCAGGGAAGUGCCCUGGCCAGAGGUGAUGGGAUGGGGCUGGCAGGGGCUGCUGGGGGCUCUGCAUAGACACAUACCCUCUGCUCGCCCUGGGCAAUCCCUGCCACCUGCUGCCCUGGCUUGCAUCAUCUCAUGCACAAACUGCUGAAACCAGAGGUGGCAGUGGGUGGUGUGGGUGUCUUGUAUCUUCUUUGGCCGGGAGAUGUGACAUGGUCCUUGUAAUUUCCUCCCCAGUCUCUGGUGUCAGCUGUUUUGCCCGGGCUUUGUGCAAUUCUUUGGCUGCCCCACUCUGCCCCCUUGUUAUCACUGUCCUGCCCCCUGUUCCAUCCCCCCACCAGCCCUUGCCGUGGAGCUGCAGGGUGUGAGCACAAGCCACUGCAGGCUUUGGAGGCUGGGGUCCUGCAGGAGAGAGCGCAGCACUGAGGUUUGGUGAGAGAGUGAUGCGGCAUCUCUACUAGCCCUCAGAGGAGAGCUCUGUGGAGUGAACAGCACAUUGCUGAUUAGCACGUGGUGGGGGGAAUGCUGCUCUGGGGACCUGCACCCCCCGCAGCCAGCGCUCAGGGCUGGAAACUGUGGUGAGCCAGUGGAGCUGCCAUGUGUUGCCUUUCUCUAGUGACCUGUGGACCCCCAUGGGAGAGUGUGAGUGCUUUCGCAGGUGCGAUGCUGGUUAGAGUCCUGUCCAGUGCCAGGUGAUAAAUGGGUGCUGUGGCACCAGGGGAGAAGGAAGUGAUUCUGCUCCUGCCGGUCCUCUCACAGUCCCCACCUGGUGCUGCCCUUCACUGGCAUGUUUGCUCUGGUUGUGACUGUGCUCACUUUUCCCCUAGAUGUGUCCCUGCAGGCAACCAGAAUGUCCCAGCCUUUCCCCAUCGCCUCCACCCACGUGGCUGGCAGCAGGGCGGGAGCAGGAUACAGGCAGGAGCAGAGGGAGGUGGUGCUGAGCAGAGGGUAAAGUUUUGGAGAGGCAGCUUCCUGGGCAGGGCUGUGUUUAUGGAUCUGUGUGUAAAGGAAUGUACACUGGUGCUGGAAGAGGGAGUGGGACACAGUUUGCAGACUUCAGGGUUGGUCCUCGUGAGAUGCAUGCUUGUUUGCUCAUUGCCUCUUUGCCUGCCCCUUUCGUGCAGGAUUUGAGUCAGCUCCCUGGUCAGGAUGAGCUGGAGUUUCCUGACACGGCUCCUGGAGGAGAUCAACAACCACUCGACCUUCGUGGGCAAGAUCUGGCUGACUGUCCUCAUUGUGUUCCGCAUCGUGCUGACAGCCGUGGGGGGAGAGUCCAUCUACUACGACGAGCAGAGCAAGUUUGUCUGCAACACGCAGCAGCCGGGCUGUGAGAACGUCUGCUACGACGCCUUUGCCCCCCUGUCCCACGUCCGCUUCUGGAUCUUCCAGAUCAUCAUGGUGGCGACGCCAUCGGUGCUCUACCUGGGCUUUGCCAUGCACCGCAUCGCUCGCAUGCCUGAGUCCUCACGGCGCCGGUCACCGGCAGCCCGGCGGGCACGCAUGCCGGUGGUGCGCCGGGGAGCCGGGCGAGACUACGAGGAGGCAGAAGAUGACAACGAAGAAGACCCCAUGAUCUUUGAGGAGAUCGAGGUGGAGAAGGAGAAGAGCCCAGAGGGUGGAGAGAAGCAUGAUGGCCGGCGCCGCAUCAAGCAGGACGGGCUGAUGCGUGCCUAUGUCCUGCACUUGCUGUGCCGCUCAGUGCUGGAGAUGGUUUUCCUCUUCGGGCAGUACCUGCUGUACCGCUUCGAGGUGAGCCCCUCUUACGUCUGCAGCCGCAGCCCCUGCCCACACACUGUCGACUGCUUUGUGUCCCGCCCCACUGAGAAGACCAUCUUCCUCCUCAUCAUGUAUGCCGUCAGCGGGCUCUGCCUCUUCCUCAACCUCUGCGAGCUCUUGCACCUUGGUGUGGGGCGCAUCCGUGAUGCCCUGAGCCAGGCUGAUGGCCCCCCACUCCCAACAGGCGACAGCCCUGCACCACAAUACCCCAAGAAAGCCCCCAGCGCCCCCCCCACCUAUCACUCGCUGAAGAAGGAGCUGCCCCAAGCCCCGCUGACCAACGGCAAGCUGGACUACCGGGAGAGCCUGGCCCAGGGGCGCUUCGCCCUGGCUGGAGCUCCCCCGGUGCACGAGCUGGACCGGCUGCGUGAGCACCUGCGUCUGGCCCAGGAGCACCUGGAGGUGGCCUUCCACCUCCAGCCCCCGCCGCGGCCCCCCAGUCCUGCCCGCAGCAGCAGUCCCGAGGCCAACGGCAUCGCCGCCGAGCAGAACCGCCUCAACCUCGCCCAUGAGAAGGGAACCGCUGCCUGCGACAGGACCACGGGGCUGUGAGUGCUGCCAGGGACAACAGCGGUGUCUGCUGGAGUGGCUGCCACUGCCACCGUGGGAUAGGCGUCCUGCCAGGAGCACAGGGGAAAGGAUGCCACACACCUGCCCAGCGGGGCAGUCUGGGCAGCACUGUCUCAGUGGGCAGUGGAGGGAUCAGGGGCUGUUGGGUUCAUUCCUACUUAAUUUUCAAAAAAGGGAAUAUCUUAUUUUUGUACGUUUUUAUACUCAUCAACAUGUGCACCCUGGCAUUUUUAUACUCCAUCCCAAUCUCCACUCUGGGCCUGUCCCACCCCCCCAUCUCCUGUUUCACCCACUUUUCCUGUUCCCACACCCAUUUUCCCUAGCAUGUUGUCCUCACCCUUCCUUGUGCCCCUCAUGCCCUCUGCCACCACGGCAGCACCAGUGGGUGCUGUGCAUGUGCUGGUGAUUUUGGUACUGCCCCCUGAGGUGUGACAGAUGUAGGGGAGCAGGCUGGGAGUCUGGCUGGCCAGGCCAAGCUGUGGGACUCAGUGCUGGGCUGGCAUUACUCUUGGAGGGGGUGGGAGGGGUCCUGGUGGUGAUGUGCUGCCAGAAAGUAACUUUGUGGGCUGGGGGGCCAUGCUGCGCAGAGUCCUGGCACGGGGCUAUGAGUUGCGGGACUGGAAAUGUCUGUGCAGAGGUCAGGGGCUGUCGUUCCCACUGCCUCCGCCCUGUCCUGGCAGGCCGCCCUUGGACCAAAACUUGUCUCCUCCCACUCUGGCCGCAGGCUGGGACCCCUGCACGGAGCCAGACCCUGGCCUCACAGUGUGGGGACGUGGUGCCCCGAGCUGGGCUCGGCCGGGAGCCAGUGGAGCAUUCCUCAUCAUCUCAGCCUGGGUCACAUGGGGACUUUUGUAGCGUUGUUUUUUACUCGGAAAUGAUUGUCACUCUGUUUCAUUCUUUUUU